UAUAAAUUCUUCUGCGAAAUGUAGAUCGCCUUCAGUUGUUAUUUUCUGUAUCCAGGAGAGCACUGAAUGGAUUAAUUUGCGAAAGUUAUAUUAAGUUUAAAAAAAAGGAUCGCGAAAUGGUGGCAAAUGAUCGUGCUAUUUUUACAAUUGACGAGAAAUUGGGUGGUGAAGGUGAAAAAUGUGAUAAAGAAGGAUGUGAUGAGAAGAAAAUUUCCCUCGAUGAAGCUCUCGAUCUGUUAGGUUUCGGAAGAGUUCAUCUACUGGUGGUUUUUGCUGCUGGACUGUGCCUUCUGACUGUGAUUAACGAGACGAUGGGCAUCGGCAUGCUUCUGCCGGCAGCACAGUGUGAUCUUGAACUCACAUCAGCUGAUAAGGGCUUGUUGAGCGCUAUCAGUUUUUUGGGAAUAAUGGUCACAUCACACUUUUGGGGCUACCUGGCAGACACAAGAGGUCGUAGACAGAUGAUCAUGAUCACCCUCUACAGCACCGCAAUCGUCACGAUCUUGUCGAGUGUGGCGCAGAAUUUUACUCUCUUUGUCAUUUUGCGCUUCUUAUCGGGCGUUAGCAUCUCUGGACCAUCUGCCGCAAUCUAUGCGUAUCUCGGUGAGUUGAAUCGCACAAAAAAUCGCGAUCCUGUCAUCACCUUCACGUGUACCUUUGCUGGAUUAUCUGCCGUCGUUGUCCCAGCCAUGGGAUGGUGGCUUCUACCCCAAACGUGGUCAAUUGAGAUCUACGAUGGUUUCUUCUUCCGCCCAUGGCGCCUACAGUUAAUCCUCCAUACACUUCCGGGACUCCUGGCGGCAGUUCUCUUCAAUCUCCUACCCGAAAGUCCCAAAUUUCUCGUAGCACAGGGAAGAACAGAAGAAGCUCUUGCUGUGGUGAAGUGGAUUCACAUGAAGAAUUCUGGCGGGAAAUUAGCUGAAAUGGAUAUUACGGAACUCACGUCUGAAGCUUCAGGGAUUCAGCACAAUGGGGGAUGUUUGAAGUCAAUGUGGAAUCAAACAGUUCCUCUAUUUACCUACCCCUACGUCGUUCGUUUUGUUGUCUUCUGCCUUAUUCAAUUUGGGAUCUUUUACACAUGUGCUGGCGUUGGUUUGUGGUUUCCAGAAAUUGUUAAUCGUAUUCUCCAAGCAAAAACCGAGGAGAGUCGAACAGUUUGCCAAAUGCUCGACUUUGCCCCAAAUGUGACGCAUUUGGAGCUACAAGAGGAGGUGUGCGAUGACUCCAUUGAUACGGAUACAUUUGUCUACAACCUCUUCUACGGGACCAUCUACGUGGUUGGCUACAUUAUCCUUGGAUUCCUCGUUAAGUACUUCGGCAGGCGAACUCUUCUUGUUGGUCUUUUGGGAAGUUCAGCAUUUGUAGGAUUGUCUCUGAUGUGGCUGACAAAUCACAGCGCAACUAUCCUCUUCCUGGCUAUGCAUCUCAUGUUUGCAGGCGUUUCAAUAUCCGUUGUGAAUUCCUCCGUUGUUGCCUUCUUCCCAACACACAUGAGGGCCAUGGCGAUGUGCAUAACGCUAAUGUUUGGACGUUUAGGCACAUUUGCCGGUAGCAACAUCAUUGGCUACCUCUUUGACAUCAACUGCCAUUUCACAUUUCUCAUUUCUGUUGGAUUGAUGAUCCUUUGUUCCACAGCAGCAUUCUUUAUCAAAUGAAAGUAAUUUUGAAUGACAAAAGUGAUCCAAUUUUAGAGACUGAAAGACACUUUUCACUCUUCAAACUUUCAAGCUCAUCACUAAUCAUCAUUCAUCAUUAACCCAAUUUAGUUUAGAUAAAUUUAUUGUUUUGUUAAAAUGUUAUAUUUUUAUUGAAUAAAUAGAUAUUUUUAUUAGAUUUGACUCUAGAAUAAAUAAAAAAAUAUUAAAUU
This is a messenger RNA of Lutzomyia longipalpis, 1867 nucleotides long. Its product is annotated as synaptic vesicle glycoprotein 2A-like. The transcript has 8 exons. Gene Ontology annotation, biological process: transmembrane transport. Bases 117 to 1655 code for a protein of 512 amino acids. Lineage: Eukaryota; Metazoa; Arthropoda; Insecta; Diptera; Psychodidae. The record is from RefSeq and is a predicted model, not a curated record. Gene Ontology annotation, molecular function: transmembrane transporter activity. Gene Ontology annotation, cellular component: membrane.